AUGCCUCAGAAGGGCAAGACGAAGAACGCACCGAACCAGCACGACAAGCGCCACGAGAACGGCCUCGCACCGCCAGGCAAACGAGUUACGAGGCAGCGAUCUAACGGACAGCUGAAUGGGGAGCCCAAUGGCAAUGGGAAGCCCACCGCAGCGUCUGUUGUCACGCCGCCAGCCCUCCCCUCGAGAGGCCUAAACCAAGGCUUCAAGUUCCCGCGACCCGCAGACACCACCGCCAGCGCCCCCGACUCCGCCGCUGCCGCUCGCAAGGACUAUGCGUCCCGAUCGGAUAGCGCAGAAAGAGACAGGACUUCCUCCAACGCUUCCGCAGAGAGUGUAGGUCCGUGUGGUGAGAUGGCAGAUCAGGCACACGAGCAGACCUCUACCACGCCCAGUGCGGAGGUGCCUCCUGCUGUGGACAAUAAUGGCAAGGCCUACGUAGCUCCGGCUCGAGGCACGUUAUCUGCUGUCUCCACCAUUCUGACUUACUAUCCUCUGCGCGAUGCCAUCUCAAUCCUGAUCCUCCUGCUGUCUCUGCCGCCAACCUUGGUUCUAGUCAUCCAGGCCCUGUUCGCCUCGCUUACUUUCGUCCCGCCCACCGCCGGCAUAUCUCUGUCAACUCUACCCAAUAUCAAGGAGAUGUUCAAUUCCUCGAAUUUUGGCUAUCCUGCCAUGUUUACGAUAUUCAUGGUCGACGUAUUGUUCUGGGUCUGCUGGUCGGUGGUUUGGAAACCUGUGCAGAACAUAUUUCUGGACUUGUCUCAUGCAGUCGUGGCAGUCUCCCUCAGUGGAGCAGCUGCGACGACUGGCGGGCCGACGUACAGUAUAGCGACAUGUUCAAUCAUUGUCUGCGUGGUCCAUGUGCUCCGGUACAAAGCGAUUCAUCUUACCGCUCUGGACUACCUCCGCUCCGUUCUACAUAAACUGGAUAUCGGGUUACCUCUCGAUGCGCCUAGUUUUGCAACAUCUUUCAAUUCAGUAACGCCACUUGAGCGUGGAAUGGCCAUGACGGCCAUUCGUACUAUUCUUGGAAUACACAUAGUUUCGCAGGGCGUAACGACAUGUAUACGCCGCACACUCGCAAAUGCCAAAGCAAACGAAAAAGAUCAAACCUUACCAGCGAUCACCAAAACCGAUACAGAAGCUACGGCUGGUGCCGAGCAUCCGAAUCGUUCACCAACUGGCCUGUCUGACGGCCUGCAACCUCCGCACCUCUCUGGAAGUACUGAUGGUCGCCCUCCCGGGCAGCCUCCAGCGCCUAAGAAUCGAGAAUCCAGUAGUAAGAAGAAGCGGAAACAAGCCAAUCAGGUUCGAAGUCAGCAACCACUUUGGGCAGCUAUUGCUAGUACAAAGGUCACUUUCGUUAAGGAAAUGGAGCAGCGAGAUGCGGCUGACGAUGCUCGGGAAGCUGCUGCUAUGGAUAACAACACAACCAACCCAUUCGUAAGUGCUACGAAUACCACUACCGAUCGUAUCUGGAUUUGCGAAGUUCGAGAUACCGAGAUCAUUUUCGCCGUGGAGCUCUCUCCCGAGACAGCUGCGGAAAAUGCCGACGACAAGGACCAAUUGCCACCUGUUUCGACGGGUAUCGAUAGGUCGAAGCCUUUCUUCAUUCGCAUCAAUGGUGCUGCCUGGAGCUCAACCCGGAUCAUGUCAAGUCAGGACGGGGAGGAUGCCACCGAUCGCUAUGUGGGUGAGAUCUUCGGUCUAGCUCCUAGGAGUAGCUACCUGUGCGAGGUCGUGAGCAUCGCAAAUCAGAAGGUACUGUGCUUUGCAGGCUUGAUCACGCAGCCUGCACGCACACCCGAACAGGCUGCAGCUGGUCCACCUCCGCCACAGCAUCAAGCCCUUCGUCCAUCUUCACCCAUCACCACGCUGAAACAGUCAAUCAUGUCGGCACAGGCCAAGCUCGAUGAUGUUCGAAAUCGUGGGAGGAAGACAAAAAAGGACCAGCGCGCUGCUCAUGCCGACAUAAAGAAGGAGAUCAACACUUUGCGAAGCAAGCUUGAUUCUUCCGCCAUCGAUGAUCGUCAAAAGGGUCGCCAGCAGCAGCUCAGUCAGCACAAGAACCAGGCAGAGGAAGCGACGGCCGACAUCAAGAGCCAGAUCCAGGCUCUUGGCGAGAUCCCCGCGGACCAAGUGCAGGAGUCGGAGGUCAAGAAGCGAGCCUAUGAGUCUGCACUCAAAGCCAAGAAAGCCGCAGAGCGUGAUUUCGAGGAAGCGAAGGCCGAGCAGGACCGCGAGCUGGAUGCCCUGAAGAACGAAAUCAAGGCUUUCGAGUCGAAGAAGGAGAAGCUGGCGGCGAAAAGCGCUCAGCGUGCCUAUGAACUAGAGAAGCUUCAGCGGGAGUACCAAGCUAAGCUGUCAGCUAAGCAGAAGCAAGACCUUGAGCGCCAUCAGCGUCAGAAGGAGCAUGAGAAAGUGACCUCCAUGAUUGCGCAGAUGGAGGCUGAGGCUAAUUCGCACAUGAGCAAGGCGAACGAUGCCUAUGCUGCUUCUGCUGCUCUACAACGCUGGUCGACUCAACCUCCUCCGGGCUACCCUGGUUACUCUUCACCACCGACUCCAGAAGGCGCACUACCUGGCUCUAAUGGUCAAAUCAGCCCUCAAGCAAACGGCUUCCCACCCGGCGCUUUCUCCCAACCCUUCGGCUCGCCCUUUCAACACCAUGCUUCUCCAGCCGGCGCACACGCACGACCUGGCGGUGUUCAUCGUGGUCGAAGCUCUUCAAUGCUUAGCCAGUACUCCGGCUUCACUGACAAUGGCGACGACUUCACUUUCAUCCCUGGAGACCAUCGUCAUCAGAACUCCUGGUCUGUCCAGCCGAAUGCCAUUGCCGGUGCUACUGAAGAGCGCAAGGCCAGUGAAGGCGACAACACUUCUGGAUCGGGAUCUGGUGGAGCGAGCUUGAUGAAUGGAAGCACGAAUGGAUCGAAUAGUCCUCGGCCUGAGGCUAAACCUUUCAUUCCCGGUGCUGCUGCGAAACCUGUGGGUACGAUUGGGCCGCCGAGUAAGAAGGCGCCUCAGAGUCCGACUGCGAUGCAUGCCGGUGCGGCUGGAAACGGUAGAUAG
Molecule: messenger RNA, 3069 nt
Organism: Fulvia fulva
Lineage: Eukaryota; Fungi; Ascomycota; Dothideomycetes; Mycosphaerellales; Mycosphaerellaceae
Product: putative ubiquitination network signaling protein acrB
Exons: 1
Coding region: 1-3069 (1022 amino acids)
Source: RefSeq, a predicted model, not a curated record